GGGGCCGGCUGUUGGCGCUGUCAAGCCGAGCGCGCGGGGGGCGGCGGAGAACACCGAAGAGGCGCUGCCAGGAACCUGUCUGUUGCUGCAGGACAAAAAUGUUUCACUUAAGGACUUGUGCUAGUAAGCUAAGGCCAUUGACUGCCUCACAGACUAUUAAGACAGUUUCUCAAAACAAACCACCACCAGCACCAAGGACGUUUCAGCAGAUCAGGUGCUACAGUGCACCUGUUGCUGCUGAGCCAUUUUUGAGUGGGACUAGUUCAAAUUAUGUGGAGGAAAUGUACUAUGCUUGGUUGGAAAAUCCAAAAAGUGUACAUAAGUCAUGGGACAUAUUCUUUCGCAAUGCCAAUGCUGGAGCUGCUCCAGGUACCGCUUACCAAAGCCCCCCUCUAUUAAAUACCAGCCUAUCAACCCUGGCACAGUCUCUGGUUCAAGCACAGCCAAAUGUAGAUAAGCUGGUGGAAGAUCAUCUUGCAGUCCAAUCACUUAUCAGGGCAUAUCAGAUUCGAGGGCAUCAUGUAGCCCAGCUCGAUCCAUUGGGCAUCUUGGAUGCUGAUCUGGACUCUUCCGUUCCAGCUGAUAUUAUCACUUCCGCAGACAAACUGGAUCUUGCUGCAUUCAAGGAGCGGCUGAGAGUGCUAACAGUAGGAGGGUUUUAUGGCCUACAUGAAUCGGACCUCGACAAAGUCUUUCACUUGCCAACUACGACUUUCAUUGGAGGAAAUGAAUCCGCUCUUCCACUUCGGGAAAUCAUCCGCCGUUUGGAGAUGGCUUACUGUCAGCACAUUGGAGUAGAAUUUAUGUUUAUUAAUGAUCUUGAGCAAUGUCAGUGGAUAAGGCAGAAAUUUGAAACGCCUGGUAUCAUGCAAUUCUCCAGUGAGGAGAAGCGCACCCUGCUGGCCAGACUUGUGCGUUCAACCAGGUUUGAGGAGUUCCUGCACAGAAAGUGGUCUUCUGAGAAACGGUUUGGUUUGGAAGGCUGUGAGGUUCUGAUUCCUGCUUUAAAGACAAUAAUUGACAAGUCAAGUGAGAAAGGAGUGGAUUAUGUUAUCAUGGGAAUGCCUCACAGAGGGCGCCUGAAUGUUCUUGCCAAUGUUAUCAGAAAGGAGUUGGAGCAAAUUUUCUGCCAGUUUGAUUCUAAGCUAGAAGCUGCAGAUGAAGGCUCAGGGGAUGUAAAGUACCAUUUGGGAAUGUAUCACCGAAGGAUUAACCGUGUCACUGACAGGACCAUCACUCUUUCACUGGUUGCAAAUCCUUCUCAUUUGGAGGCUGCUGAUCCUGUUGUUCAGGGCAAAACAAAGGCAGAACAAUUUUACUGUGGAGACACUGAAGGAAAGAAAGUGAUGUCAAUCCUUCUGCAUGGAGAUGCUGCUUUUGCUGGCCAAGGGAUUGUUUACGAGACUUUCCAUUUGAGUGACCUGCCUUCCUAUACAACAUAUGGGACAGUUCAUGUGGUGGUGAACAAUCAGAUUGGAUUCACUACCGAUCCUCGUAUGGCCCGCUCUUCCCCAUACCCAACAGAUGUGGCUCGUGUGGUUAAUGCACCCAUUUUCCAUGUCAAUGCUGAUGAUCCAGAGGCUGUGGUAUAUGUGUGCAAUGUGGCAGCUGAAUGGAGAAGUACUUUCCACAAAGAUGUCGUUGUGGAUCUGGUGUGCUACAGACGAAAUGGGCAUAAUGAGAUGGAUGAGCCAAUGUUCACUCAGCCAUUGAUGUACAAGCAGAUCCGAAAACAGAAACCUGUGCUACAGAAGUAUGCUGAGACACUGAUUUCACAAGCAGUUGUAAAUCAACCAGAAUAUGAGGAGGAAAUUUCCAAGUAUGACAAAAUUUGUGAAGAGGCUCAUGCCAGGUCCAAGGAUGAAAAAAUCCUUCACAUCAAGCAUUGGUUAGACUCUCCAUGGCCUGGUUUCUUCACCCUGGAUGGCCAACCUCGGAGCAUGACUUGUCCUUCUACUGGCUUGACUGAAGAAGAUUUGGUCCAUAUAGGAAAGGUGGCCAGCUCAGUUCCUGUUGAAAAUUUUACCAUUCAUGGGGGUUUAAGCAGGAUUUUAAAAACACGAGGAGAGUUGGUUGCCAAUAGGACUGUAGACUGGGCCUUAGCAGAAUAUAUGGCAUUUGGCUCUCUUCUUAAAGAAGGAAUCCAUAUUCGGCUGAGUGGACAAGAUGUUGAAAGAGGAACAUUCAGCCAUCGGCACCAUGUCUUGCAUGAUCAGAAUGUUGACAAGCGAACCUGUAUUCCCAUGAAUCAUCUAUGGCCAAAUCAAGCUCCUUACACUGUCUGCAAUAGUUCUCUCUCAGAAUAUGGAGUCCUAGGAUUUGAGCUGGGCUUUGCUAUGGCCAGUCCCAAUGCUUUGGUGGUUUGGGAAGCUCAAUUUGGCGACUUCCACAAUACUGCUCAGUGUAUCAUCGACCAGUUCAUCUGCUCUGGGCAGGCCAAAUGGGUGAGGCAGAAUGGCAUUGUACUCCUUCUUCCCCAUGGCAUGGAGGGCAUGGGCCCUGAGCAUUCUUCUGCUCGACCAGAACGAUUCUUACAAAUGUGCAAUGAUGAUCCAGAUGUCUUCCCGAAACUAGACGACUUUGAUGUGCGCCAGCUGUACGACUGCAAUUGGAUUGUCGUAAACUGCUCCACUCCAGCCAACUUUUUCCAUGUUAUGCGGAGGCAGAUACUUCUUCCCUUCCGGAAACCACUGAUAGUCUUCACUCCAAAGUCCUUGUUGCGUCACCCUGAAGCUCGGUCCAGCUUUGAUGAAAUGCUGGCAGGCACUCGUUUCCAGCGUGUCAUCCCAGACACUAGUCUGGCAGCACAGAAUCCAGAACAAGUCAAACGGGUUCUCUUCUGCACUGGUAAACUUUAUUAUGAACUCAUUCGAGAGCGGAAGACACGGAAUAUGGAAGCAGAUGUGGCCAUCACAAGGGUAGAGCAGCUGUCGCCAUUCCCUUUUGACCUCCUGCUGAAGGAAUUCCAUAAAUACCCCAAUGCAGACCUAGCUUGGUGUCAAGAAGAGCACAAAAACCAAGGAUAUUAUGAUUACGUGAAGCCUAGACUCCGCACAACCAUUGACCGUGCAAAGCCAGUGUGGUAUGCUGGCCGAGAACCUGCUGCUGCCCCAGCAACAGGCAACAAAAAGAAUCACUUGACCGAACUGCAACGCUUGCUGGACACGGCCUUUAACCUCGACUCUUUCAAGGGCUUGUCUUAGAUACAUCUGGACCUUAGUUCUGUCCCGACACCCUGUGUUUGUGGUGUUUCUAUCUAUCAUUUCCUUUCUGUGUCUUUUAACUAUAGACUUUGUAAACUAACUUAAGGAGCCUGUUAUUAACCUCUUCCUGCUGUUAAAAGAAGUGCUCCAUCAAAACAAUCCCUGUCUGAAUAUUUGUGUUAAGGUUUCUGAGGGUUGCUGCAGCUCAGAUCUUCUGGAGCAGUGUGGGUUCACGCCUGCACAAACCCCUGGGGCAUACCUUGCUCCACUGCUCCAGGAUGAGAGCUUCUAAGGGACUAAUAUUGGCCUUCCAAAGGAACCUCUCUAGUGGAUGGUAUGGUGGUUUCUGGUUAAAUGCUUGAUUCUUGACUUUAAUCCCAAAAUUAAUAUGGAGCCGGCACUGCUUUGUGACAAAUUAUGUCACAAUCCCCCAUUGCACUACUCCAGGUGCAUGUGAUCUGGUAUUGCACUUGAUUUCAGUGACAAUAUCACCUUUCAACAAUAUUACACAUCUCUGACACUGAAAACCUGGGCUCACGCUGUUUUACUGCUGUUGUUUAACAAUUAGCAUUGUCUUCACUAGAUGUACCUCUUUGAGGAUAUUUUAUGGAAAUCUUGUUUCUUUUCAUGAAGGGAGCAGGAUAAUCGGCAAGGCACGGACUCAGGUGCUUGUUUUAUCAAACUAACGCUUACUAAUUCAACUCGCAUCCUGGAUGAGGGCCUGUUUGAAUCUUGGCAUCUAACACA
Messenger RNA from Thamnophis sirtalis, 3950 nucleotides. It is a transcript of the gene OGDH, whose product is annotated as oxoglutarate dehydrogenase. Gene Ontology annotation, biological process: tricarboxylic acid cycle. Gene Ontology annotation, molecular function: thiamine pyrophosphate binding; oxoglutarate dehydrogenase (succinyl-transferring) activity. NCBI's taxonomy places the organism in Eukaryota, Metazoa, Chordata, Lepidosauria, Squamata, Natricidae. Gene Ontology annotation, cellular component: mitochondrion; oxoglutarate dehydrogenase complex. The record is from RefSeq and is a predicted model, not a curated record.